This is a messenger RNA of Acanthopagrus latus (yellowfin seabream), 1983 nucleotides long. RefSeq names its product synaptosome associated protein 29 (gene snap29). The record is from RefSeq and is a predicted model, not a curated record. Bases 1 to 915 code for a protein of 304 amino acids. Gene Ontology annotation, biological process: synaptic vesicle fusion to presynaptic active zone membrane; synaptic vesicle priming; exocytosis. Gene Ontology annotation, molecular function: syntaxin binding; SNAP receptor activity. The transcript has 6 exons. Gene Ontology annotation, cellular component: plasma membrane; SNARE complex. NCBI's taxonomy places the organism in Eukaryota, Metazoa, Chordata, Actinopteri, Spariformes, Sparidae.
AUGCGUUUUUGUUGCGCAGGACUAGCCGUUGUGACUGCACACGGCUACGUCACCGAACGUGACAGGAAGUUAUCAGUAGCUAACCGUCAGCUGAUAGAGCAGCAACAACAUCUACAGCUCCGACGGUCAAAGAUGGCCUACCCUAAAUCCCACAACCCAUUUGCAGAUGAUGACGAUGAGGAAGAUUUUAAGCCUAAAAGUAAGGGGUUUGAUGAUGACCCCGAUGACAGUGGAAUGAGUGAUGCAGAGAGGAGGCAGCGGUACCUCCAGCAGGAAGUGAUGCGUACAGCCCAGUCUGCUGUGGACAGCAGUUACCGUUCACUUGGUCUCAUUCAUGAAUCAGAGAAGAUGGGCGUGGAAACUGCUGAGGAGCUGAUGCGACAGGGGGAGGUUCUGAAGAGGACAGACAAGAUGUUGGACAACAUGGAUCAGGAUCUGAAGACCAGCCAGAAGCACAUUACCAGUAUCAAGAGUGUGUGGGGUGGUCUUGUCAAUUACUUCAAGGGCAAGCCGGAGACAAAACCACCACCUGAGCAGCCAAACUCAUACGAGGCCAGUGACAGAUUACAGGGUGCCUUGUCCAACAGCAGAGGAUAUGAAGAUAGGUACCAAGCCAGCCACCCCAACCUUAGAAAGUUGGAUACAGGAGGAUUUGGAGCCUCUGCAUCACUAGAUGACAGCUCAUCUAGCCAGAAUGGAUACCCUAAGAACAGACAACUGAGGGAGGCUCACCAGACCCUGGACAACAACUUAGAUGAUAUGUGCAGUGGCUUGAGCAGACUGAAGAACCUCGGUCUUGGUCUCCAGGCUGAGAUUGACAGCCAGGACGACUCUAUUGAUGCUCUGCUGAAUAAAGCGGACAAGAUGGAUUUGAAGAUCGGCAACACAAACCAACAGAUUAAGAACCUCAAAUAAAAACAAACACUUGGACUUAUGUCACAGAGGCAAAAGACAGCAACAGGUCAUCCCCUCACUUGGCUUUCCACCCUGGCCUCUGUUGAAUAUACUUUGUGUUCUUUGAUUUUGCUAUGAUUGUGUUAUGGAUGGGAACAUAUAACUCUUGCUGAUAUGCAAAUGAGCCUGUUGUUAUCCAUAUUGUUUUUUAUCUUGUAUGACUGAAAGGUCAUUUACCAUUCAUUUCUGUUUCAAGUUUGCCCAUGAAUCUAAGUUUGUGUAGAAUGUUGUCCUGCCACUUCACUGAUUUUUCUGCUUAUGUGCUUUUGAAGGAAAGACUCUAUUACAUUUGUAUAUUAGAUGUAAGUCUGUCUAAGCUGUCCGUUCUCCCCAUCAUUAUCCACCACACUUCCAUCUGUAUAGAACGUGCUGAAUUUGAUUGAUUCGAUCAACUUUUCUUGAUGCCCAAAGACACACACACAGGUCUGCUCAUCAUUCAGGCAGAACAGAUGAAUGGUUUGACAAAUGAGGAACUAAUAAUGAAUAUUUCAUUAGAUAUAUAGGAACACGGCAUAUGUCUAAAACUGGGAUGUUCUGUCUGUAUGGUUCACAUGUCUAUUUUCUGGACCUGCCUUCAUGUAUGUACAAAAACACUUUGGAUGUCUUAUUCAAGUCACUUUUGCCUUACAGAUCAUUUGUAUGAACACCUUUUGGUAUUGUCCCAUGAUUCUGGUGUUUUCUUGCUAUGAGAUGCUUCACAUUGUUGGAUUUAAGUUUGUCUCUGUUCCUCACUGCUUUCCCUGGCUUUAUACGCAUUUUUUUAUUGGUGUAUGUAUUAAAUACUGCAGAAUGUGACUGAGUGAAUGGUUGUACAGCAACAAAAACAAUGUGAACAAGCUAGCUGUGGAUAUAAAACCUCAAAACCGAAAGAAUAUCCCCAUUAUUAAAAUAAUAUAUCCUCCCCAGCAUACAUUCAUGAGCAGGUUGAACCACUACCACGUUUAUGAGUUACAACAAAAUGCUAUUAUAUUGAAGAAAAGUAUGUCAUGUAUUCUAAUCAAAGCCUCAAUAAAGUCAUUUGUAAGGGGA